UACCCACACUAACCUCCAUUCCCUUCCUUAAAACUGCAACUUCCCCGCCACUCAUCGCCACCAUUCUCCGCCAUGGAAGCCAGCGCAGGACUCGUCGCCGGUUCCCAUAAUCGAAACGAGCUCGUUGUCAUUCAAGGCCAUGAAGAGCGUAAGACAGUGAAGGAUUUGACCGGACAAGUUUGUGAGAUAUGUGGCGAUGAAGUAGGGCUUACCGUAGACGGCGAUCUCUUCGUCGCCUGCAACGAGUGUGGGUUUCCGGCGUGCCGGCCGUGCUAUGAAUACGAGAGAAGAGAAGGAACCCAGCUCUGCCCUCAAUGCAAGACCAGAUACAAACGUCUCAAAGGGAGUCCGAGGGUGGAGGGAGAUGACGAUGAGGAAGACGAUGAUGACAUCGAGCAAGAAUUCAAGAUUGACGACGAGAAAAACAGGAACAGAAACAUAGUAGAAACCAUACUCCAUGGCAAAAUGAGCUAUGGAAGAGGGCCGGAUAUUGAAGAUUCUGCGGCUUCACAGUACCCUCCUGUCAUCGCCGGCGUCCGUUCCCGUCCGGUGAGCGGGGAAUUCCCAAUCUCUAAUGGAGAUCAGAUGGUGGGGCACAAAAGAAUCCAUCCUUACCCAGUCAUGGAGCCAAGAUGGGAUAAUGAUGAUAAUAAGAAAGACAACUGGAAAGAGAGAAUGGAUGACUGGAAAAUGCAUCAGCAAGGCCACCUGGGACAGGAACAUGAUGACUUUGCUGAUACUGACAUGGCCAUAGUGGAUGAAGCAAGACAGCCAUUAUCAAGAAAGGUACCCAUUGCAUCAAGCAAGAUCAACCCUUACCGUAUGGUGAUCAUAGCCAGGCUGGUUAUCUUAGCUCUCUUCCUCCGCUACCGAAUCCUUAACCCAGUCCACGACGCCAUUGGUCUCUGGCUAACCUCCAUCGUCUGCGAGAUCUGGUUUGCCUUCUCAUGGAUCCUUGAUCAGUUCCCCAAAUGGUUCCCCAUCGACCGCGAAACCUACCUCGAUCGCCUCUCUUUCAGGUACGAGAAGGAAGGAGAACCAAACAUGUUAGCUCCAGUGGACAUCUUUGUGAGUACAGUGGAUCCAUUUAAGGAACCUCCUCUUGUCACGGCCAACACAAUCCUCUCAAUACUGGCAAUGGACUACCCAGUUGAUAAAAUCUCAUGCUAUAUAUCUGACGAUGGAGCUUCAAAUUGCACCUUUGAGGCUCUCUCAGAGACUGCAGAAUUUGCCCGGAAAUGGGUUCCCUUCUGCAAGAAGUUUGCCAUAGAGCCUCGAGCCCCAGAGAUGUACUUUUCCCAGAAAAUUGACUAUCUCAAGGAUAAAGUUCAGCCAACAUUCGUCAAAGAGAGACGAGCUAUGAAGAGAGAGUAUGAGGAGUUCAAGGUGAGAAUCAAUGCAAUGGUGGCAAAAGCCAGUAAAGUUCCUCCGGGAGGAUGGAUCAUGAAAGAUGGGACGCCAUGGCCAGGAAACAACACCAAGGAUCAUCCUGGAAUGAUCCAGGUUUUUCUUGGGCAGAGUGGAGGCACAGAUGUGGAAGGAAAUGAACUGCCUCGCCUGGUUUAUGUAUCUCGUGAGAAGAGGCCUGGGUUCCAACAUCACAAGAAAGCUGGUGCCAUGAAUGCCCUGGUUCGUGUGGCAGGAGUUCUUACCAAUGCUCCCUUCAUGCUUAACUUGGACUGCGACCAUUACAUAAACAACAGCAAAGCUGUGAGAGAAGCAAUGUGUUUCUUGAUGGACCAAACAACUGGUAGAAAAAUUUGUUAUGUCCAGUUUCCUCAAAGAUUUGAUGGUAUAGACAGACAUGACAGAUAUGCAAACAGAAACACUGUCUUCUUUGAUAUUAACAUGAAAGGGCUUGAUGGAAUACAAGGUCCAGUGUAUGUUGGCACAGGAUGUGUCUUCAGAAGACAGGCUUUAUAUGGAUAUGAUCCACCAAAACGUGCCAAGCGUCCGAAAAUGGUGACCUGUGACUGCUGCCCAUGUUUUGGACGCAAGAGGAAGCUUGACAAGUAUGCUAAACAUGGAGAUGGUGCAAAUGUUGAAGGAUUUGAUGAUGAUAAAGAGGCACUGAUGUCUGAGAUGAACUUUGAGAAGAAAUUUGGGCAAUCAGCCAUCUUUGUGACCUCAACUCUUAUGGUGGAUGGUGGUGUCCCACCUUCAUCCAGCCCAGCAGCUUUGCUCAAGGAAGCCAUUCAUGUCAUCAGCUGUGGCUAUGAAGACAAGACAGAAUGGGGACUUGAGUUAGGGUGGAUCUAUGGCUCGAUCACUGAGGAUAUCUUGACGGGGUUCAAAAUGCAUUGUCGAGGCUGGAGAUCUGUGUAUUGCAUGCCUAAACUGGCUGCAUUCAAAGGUUCAGCCCCCAUCAAUCUAUCAGAUCGUCUGAACCAAGUUCUGAGAUGGGCUCUGGGUUCAGUUGAGAUCUUUUUCAGCAGACAUAGCCCGGUUUGGUAUGGGUACAAGGGAGGAAAGCUCAAGUUUCUUGAAAGGUUUUCAUAUGUUAACACAACUGUGUACCCUUUCACCUCCCUUCCUCUCCUUGCCUACUGCACUCUCCCUGCCAUCUGCUUGCUCACAGGAAAAUUCAUAAUGCCAGAGAUAAGCACCCUGGCAAGUCUAUUCUUCAUUGCUCUCUUCCUCUCCAUCUUCGCCACGGGCAUUCUCGAGCUGCGGUGGAGCGGAGUGAGCAUCGAGGAAUGGUGGAGGAACGAGCAGUUCUGGGUCAUCGGCGGCGUAUCCGCGCACCUCUUCGCCGUCGUGCAAGGCCUUCUAAAGGUACUGGCCGGGAUCGACACGAAUUUCACCGUCACUUCCAAGGCGGUAGACGACGAGGAAUUUGGAGAACUAUACACCUUCAAAUGGACAACACUACUAAUCCCGCCCACAACCAUCCUGAUUAUCAACUUGGUUGGGGUUGUUGCUGGCAUCUCUGACGCCAUCAACAAUGGGUCGCAGUCGUGGGGCCCACUGUUCGGGAAACUGUUUUUUGCUUUCUGGGUCAUCGUACAUUUGUACCCGUUCCUCAAGGGGCUCAUGGGACGACAGAACAGAACUCCCACCAUUGUUGUCAUUUGGUCUGUUCUUCUGGCCUCCAUUUUCUCGUUGCUGUGGGUAAGGAUCGAUCCUUUUGUGCUCAAGACCAAGGGGCCUGAUGUGAAGCAAUGUGGGAUCAAUUGUUGAUGAAUUGAAUGAUUUGUGGAAUCAGGGUUUGAUCACAGAAUAAUAUAUGCAUCUGAUCUGCAUUGUAUUCAAUGUGUCAGCAAUGUGCAUGGACUUAGUUGUACAAGAAAAAAGUGUAUGAUUGCAGAUAUGUAAAGAUUUUUGUUUAGUGUAAACAUUGAACUCAAUUUUGCAUGUAUAAAUGUAAGAGUGGUUUUUAUGUGCAAACGGUACUCAAAGAGUUGGUUGUAUUCAUA
Messenger RNA from Ipomoea triloba (trilobed morning glory), 3416 nucleotides. Its product is annotated as cellulose synthase A catalytic subunit 7 [UDP-forming]-like. Bases 73 to 3180 code for a protein of 1035 amino acids. The record is from RefSeq and is a predicted model, not a curated record. NCBI's taxonomy places the organism in Eukaryota, Viridiplantae, Streptophyta, Magnoliopsida, Solanales, Convolvulaceae. Gene Ontology annotation, biological process: plant-type primary cell wall biogenesis; cellulose biosynthetic process. The transcript has 11 exons. Gene Ontology annotation, cellular component: plasma membrane; trans-Golgi network. Gene Ontology annotation, molecular function: cellulose synthase (UDP-forming) activity.